AUGACUUCUGGCAAAGAGCAGGAAGCCAUCAGGAAGCUGAUGGUUUUCUUGCAGGAAUGGGACAGUGCCCACAAAGUCGCUCGAAGUCACAUCCUCAACAACUUCAUUAGAAGCAAUGAUGGCAAGACAGAACCAGAGCUGGAGCUGGAGUUCUCCCAGGGAGCCAGCUUGUUUCUGGCUCGCCUAACAGCAUGGCUCAGGAUGACCUACAUGUACAGCACGUGCCUCAACAAGCUGCUCAAGUCCAUUGGCAUCUUCCUGUCUGCUGCGAGUGGACGCAGAUACAUUAUUGAAUUUCUGGAGAUCGGAGGUGUCUUGAUUCUCCUGGAAAUACUAGGGCUGAACCACCUGAACGAGGAGGACAAAAGGGAGUCUGUGAAGCUGCUGCAGCUCGUCGCAAACGCUGGCAGGAAGUACAAGGAGCUCAUUUGUGAAAGCUACGGGGUGCGAUCCCUCGCCAACUUCUUGGCCACUUCCAGCUCAGCAGAGGCUCAAGAAGAUGUGCAGGUUCUGCUGGACUCUUUGGGUCGCGGCAAUCCCAAGUACCAGAAGCAAGUCUACAAAGGCCUUAUCGCUGUGCUGCCCUGCGCCUCCCCCCGAGCCCAGCAGCUGGCUCUGCGGACACUCGUGGUCAUGCAGGACGUGGUGGGAGAGGCGCCCUCCAUACUGGUGGAGCCCCUGCUGAGCUUGCUGUGCUCGGUGCACCUGGAGGUCCAGUACGAAGCCAUCCAGCUGCUGAAGGCCCUCAUGGCCCGCCAGGUGCGGCCGGCCCUGCUGAAGGGCCUGGUUGCCUUCCUGACGCCGCCCAAGGAGAAAGCGCUUACCUUCGGCGACCAGACGGCCAAAGACCAAACCACGCUGUCCCCGAGGGAGCCCGUGCUGGUGGAUAUUCAGCAGGCAGCUGCUGCAAAAGCCAUUGGCGUAUUGGCCAAGGAGUCAGCAGACGUGGCUGAAGAGCUGAUCCAGCUGAAAGCAGUACAUGGCCUGAUGGUUGCUGUGGGGAACCUGGACCAUGCAGCCAGCCAGAGACACGCCAGCAUCUCCCUGGAGUAUUUUGUCCACACGUUUCCCUUGGUGGAAGAGAGUGUAAAGGCGGCACUAGGACCCACGCUGUUCCAGCGCUUUAUGGACAGUCCAGAGACCUGGUACACGAAAAUGGAUCCAGUCCAGGCUGAAGAACUGGCCUCCAACAUAGUAGACAAGCCCAGAGACAUGUCAAGGAUGCAGUCCACAGAAGGUGAGCAGGAAUGACUGUCUGCCAGGAGAAAAAUUAUUAAAAAAAAAAGCAACUUCAGUCCAGAACCAAAUCUGGUAAUCUGUCAAGAUUCACAACAUUCCUGAGUGCUUAUGACAAGAAUUACCAUACAUCCUUCAGAGAGUAGAAUGUUUUCCAGAAAGGAACCACGCAGCCUUUUGUGAACUAAAUGGAGGAAAGCUACCAAACCUGAAAUGUGCAAGUGUCAUCUUGUUAAGAUAUGACAAAAGUCAGUCUCCUUUUCAUUUAUCACCUCACCAGAGAGGUGUAGAGUCAUGUAAAGCAGAGACUCACUGCUCUGUCAGGGCUUUCAAGUACUUCCAGGUACCCCAGGAAAACCUGGGGCUCAGUCCCUGCAAAUCUACCUUGCCUGCAAGGUAUCCAAGGUCAACCACAGGGCACUCAAAACACACAAUCCCACCAACUACUUUGAGGCAUUUGAGAUCUCCAGGUCCUUCAGAUUUUGUCCAAAGUCCCCAAGGUGCCAUACCCUAUUAGUUCAUAUCAAGGUCCACCAAGAACACCAAAUGUUUUGUGUCAUCUGUAGGGCCGUGUCAGGGGCACAAUCUUAGCACACUGUUUACAAAUAGGACCCAAAGUUUUACAAAAAAGUAAAGGGCAUGGAUGUGAACAUUCAGGACAAGGUAAACUCCCUAGAAAACUCCCUAAAAAAACAGGGCAGUCCAAAGUCUAGCAUGAGAGGAGACUCCUCCUCCAAGGAAAGGAGACAUUAGUCACAGUUUAACACGAUAUAUGUCUCACACAGAGAACUCCCGGGUUAGUUUCAUAGACAGCUCUAAGAUAAUUUGCUACUAACAAACAACUUCCAAACUGCUAUUACAGGCAGUGACAACAAAAACUUUUGGCCAGAAUAAAAGCAGCCAAGACUCCUGCAAGAAGAGUAGAACGCUCAAGUCAGAAAGGCCAUUACCUGUCAGCGUA
This is a messenger RNA of Calidris pugnax (ruff), 2197 nucleotides long. It is a transcript of the gene ARMH1, whose product is annotated as chromosome unknown open reading frame, human C1orf228. Bases 1 to 1251 code for a protein of 416 amino acids. The record is from RefSeq and is a predicted model, not a curated record. The transcript has 11 exons. Lineage: Eukaryota; Metazoa; Chordata; Aves; Charadriiformes; Scolopacidae.